Molecule: messenger RNA, 414 nt
Organism: Amaranthus tricolor (Joseph's coat)
Lineage: Eukaryota; Viridiplantae; Streptophyta; Magnoliopsida; Caryophyllales; Amaranthaceae
Product: secreted RxLR effector protein 161-like
Exons: 1
Coding region: 1-414 (137 amino acids)
Source: RefSeq, a predicted model, not a curated record
AUGUUGAGAAAAUACUUAAGCGUCUUAGCUGAUAAGGCAUCGGUCUCUACUACCAUGGAACCAGGUAUAAAAUUUGCCAAACAUAUGGGACAAAUAAUUUCACAAUUGGAGUAUUCAAAGGUCAUUGGAUUGUCAAUGUAUCCCAUGACCCGUACAAGGCCAGACAUAGCCUUUGCGGUUGGUAAACUUAGCAGAUUUACAAGCAACCCGAGUCCCCUUUAUUGGAUGGCAAUAAGGAGAGUAUUAAGAUGCCUGUUGCGUACCAAGGAUUAUGGUAUAGCGUAUGGCGGUGAACCUCCUAUUUUAGAAGGUUAUUCCGAUGCUAGUUGGAUCACAAAUGAAGAGGAUAAUUCUUCUACUAGUGGUUGGGUGUUUGUUUAUGGGGGAGGUGUCAUCUCAUGGUCCUCUAAGUAA